GGUUGGAAAAGAAAAGAAGAGAAACCAUAGAAAAAGUAGUCCGUGGGAAUAUUUAGUUGGUAAAGUGUGGGGGGUAUAAUAAGUGGAGUGGGUUUGAGCCAGAAAGAGGAGGAGGAGAGAGAAGCCGUCGACUCCCCAAAGCAAACAUUUCAUUUUCUUGUGUGAAUUAAUCCCAUGAAAGAAACGGAAGCGAGCGAUUGAGAGGCCAUUGCCACUAUAAUUCAUUAUAAGCAGGCAACUGGGUUAAUUGAAGGAAGGAAGCAAGCAAGGAAGGAGGGGGAUCUGAUAUCGAUCCAUCCGAGACGCGCACUGUUAAGAAUUGGAGAAGAUGGGAGGAGGAGGAGGAGGACUGCGAAAAGCGGCCAAGAAGAUGGUGGUGGCAGCUGCCAAUGCAUGUGGUGGUUCCUUCUCUUCCAGGAGGAAGCCUCUUGUGGACCCCAUCGUCUUCUUCGAUCAUACCACGGCCACUGCCUCUAUCUCAGGUUCUUCGGCUGUGUCUCCCACCAACUCCACAGCAGCAGAAGAAGAAGAAGAAGAAGAAGAAGAAUGCAUUGCAAAGGAGACGGAAUCUGCAAUCACCAAUUCUAACAAUGUACCUUCUUCUUCUUCUUCUAAUAAGAACUUGUGCGCAAUAUGUCUAGACCCUCUGAGUUACCAUAGCAAGGGACGGAUCUCAGGGCAGGCUAUAUUCACGGCCCAGUGCUCCCAUGCAUUCCACUUUGCCUGCAUCUCUUCCAAUGUCCGCCAUGGUAGUGUCACCUGCCCCAUCUGCCGUGCCCAUUGGACUCAGCUGCCCCGCAAUCUGAACCCACCUGGUGGUUCCCUUUCCUCUUGCAACCCAACUGAUCCCAUCCUCCAAAUCCUUGAUGACUCUAUAGCCACUUUCCGCAUCCACAGGCGCUCUUUCCUGCGCUCUGCUCGCUAUGAUGAUGACGACCCAAUUGAGCCUCCUGAUCACAUGCCUAAUUUCCCCCGUCUCCAAUUCUCUCUAGCACCCUUACCACCUAGUACUCCACCCCAUAGCUUUCAACCGUCCUGGUGCACCACACACCCAUAUCAUCCACCCCCACAUCACCUGAGCUAUAGCUCCACAUCAUUGUUACAAUCGCCAACCAGGCCAAAGCCCUAUGCUACUAUGUAUGCCUCUUCGGACAGAGCUUAUCUUUCGGUGAAAUUGGCAGAGCAGCGAGCAACUGAUUUUGUCUUGGUUGCUAGUCCCAACGGACCACACUUGAGGCUUCUCAAGCAGUGCAUGGCAUUGGUGGUUUUCUCCCUUAGACCUAUUGAUCGUUUGGCCAUUGUUACAUACUCAUCAGCUGCUGCUCGUGUCUUCCCUCUAAGACGCAUGACAUCUUAUGGGAAGCGAACAGCCCAGCAGGUUAUUGACCGCCUGUUCUACAUGGGGCAAGCAGAUCCAGUGGAAGGGCUCAAGAAAGGGAUCAAGAUACUUCAAGAUCGUGUAUACAAGAAUCAAAAUUCGGGCAUCCUGCAUCUUUCUGACACCCCAACUCGAUCCUACCAUGCUGCUCUCAAUAUGGACGUGCCCAUUCCAGUGCAUCGUUUUCAUGUAGGAUUUGGAUUUGGCACUUCAAAUGGUUUUAUCAUGCAUGAAUUUGAAGAGUUCCUCAGAGGACUCAUAGGUGGUGUUGUUAGAGAAAUCCAGUUAAGGAUCAGCACAACGGAGGAAGCCAGCAGUAGGAUUGUAAGAAUAGGAGAGCUAAGAAACGGAGAAGAAAGGAAAAUCUUAGUGGACUUGAGUGUUUGUCGACAUAUUUGUGUGGGAUACAGCUACAUAGAGGAUGGUGAGAUUGACGAACCUAUCACAACAGGGGAAACUAUGGUGAGCAUAGGAGACGGUAAAAGUAAUAUUAGUGCUGCUGAAGCAGCUUCUGCUGGGUCAGGGACGAGCGGUCCAAUUAUUGGUGGGAGGCCUAGUAGUGCAGACAGUUGGGACUACCAUGAUCCUUACAUGGCUAGAAGAUGGGCCAAACAUUUGCAUGGCUACAGGCUUUGAAUCAAAUCCAUUCCAACAAACAAAACACGUUCACAUGAGUAGAUAUACACAAAUCAAUCAUCAGCCUGCAUACUUUAGGUAGUCUAGGACCAUUGACUUUGUGAGAUUUAUGCUCCAACAUUUAUCAAUGAAGAGAGAAUGUUCACAACA
Molecule: messenger RNA, 2164 nt
Organism: Rosa rugosa (rugosa rose)
Lineage: Eukaryota; Viridiplantae; Streptophyta; Magnoliopsida; Rosales; Rosaceae
Product: probable E3 ubiquitin-protein ligase WAVH2
Exons: 3
Coding region: 329-2014 (561 amino acids)
Source: RefSeq, a predicted model, not a curated record